AUGGCCUUCACCAAAUUCAUCCUUCCGGCUCUCGCCAUUGCGAGCACCGUUCUCGCACAAACCAGCACUUCGGUCUGCGAUGGUCCUUCGAUCACCAUUGCCAGCAGCGCGGAUGCCUCACAAAUCGCCAGCUGCUCAACCUACAGCGGAGACGUUGUCAUUGAUUCCAGUGCUGCUGGUCAAAUCGCAAUCGACGGUGUUCAACAGAUCAAGGGUGACUUGACCUGCAACAAUGCCACCCAGCUGACUGCUAUCACAUCUGACCAACUUGGCACGAUCACUGGCACAUUCAGCUUGACUGGCCUCACAAUUCUGUCCACCCUUCAAUUCAACUCUCUCAACGCCGUCGACGUGAUUAACUGGGUCGGUCUCCCUGCUCUCCAGAGUCUGAACUUCAACCAGGGCGUGUCGGAAGCCAACGAGGUCUACAUUUCCAACACCGAGUUGAACAAUGUUGAUGGUAUCGAGUUGACCGCCGUGGGAACCCUGAACAUCAACAACAACCCAUAUCUCACCGAUGUCAAUGUCAAUGAUUUGGCCAAUGUCACCAGCUCCUUGUCAUUCUCCGCCAACGGCAAAGACCUUCAGAUCAGCUUCCCUAACCUCCAAGAUGCUGCCAACUUGACUUUCAUCAACGUUAGCAGUGUCGACAUGCCAUCACUUGCGACCGUUGGUGGUUCAAUGGGUUUCUACUCGGACACUAUCGAGAGCUUCGCCGCCCCCAACUUGACCACGACCGGCGGUACCUUGGCCUUUGUCGACUGCGGUUCCUUGUCCAACCUCUCUUUCCCAUCUCUCACUGAGAUUGGCGGUGGUUUCUUGCUGGCGAACAACUCCGACCUCAAGGCUAUUUCCGGCUUCCCCAAGCUGAAGACCGUUGUUGGUGCCAUUGACUUUGCAGGCACUUUCGGCAGUGUUGCUUUGCCAUCUCUGACCGAUGUCCGCGGUGGAUCCAACGUUCAGACCACAUCCACCAACACCACCAUUUGCGAUCUCUUCAACGAAGCUCACUCUGCCGGCGUCAUCAAGGGUGUCAACACUUGCAUCACUGACAAGGCAGACCCAGACACCAACGCAUCCUCCACCGGAGGUGGCUCUUCGAGCACCGCAACCAGCACCAGUUCAUCUAAGAGCGACGGAGUCACAUUCUAUCCCAGCACACUGACUGGUCUCGGCGCUUUCCUGGCCGCCAUCUUCUUCAUCUAA
Exophiala viscosa is the source of this 1206-nucleotide messenger RNA. RefSeq lists its product as uncharacterized. The transcript has 3 exons. Gene Ontology annotation, biological process: fungal-type cell wall organization. Lineage: Eukaryota; Fungi; Ascomycota; Eurotiomycetes; Chaetothyriales; Herpotrichiellaceae. The record is from RefSeq and is a predicted model, not a curated record. Bases 1 to 1206 code for a protein of 401 amino acids. Gene Ontology annotation, cellular component: plasma membrane; fungal-type cell wall.